AAGCGAGGGAGUCCGGGAGGCCGGCCGGCCAGGGAGAGAGAGAGGCAGCCAGAGCGGGAGGGAGAGAGUUCGCGGAGACGGAGUCCUAGCCGAGAGCGAGCGAUCGGGCAGAAAGCCCCCGGAGGGAGCACUUGGCGUGCCGGGCCGAAGAGAGCGGCGUCCGCCUUAGAGGCGCCCGGUGGCCGGCCUCUUCCGCGUGGGGGUGGGGGAACCUCUGGGUCUCCAGGUGAACCUUGGCGCCGGGCCUCACCGCUGCUCCUCCAGGCCGCUCCGUUCCGUGUCUGUCGGAGAAAAGUGCCCUCCCUGCCUCGCCUUUGUUUCCAGAACGGGGUUUGGCGGCCCUCGGUCGUCGGGAUGGCUCCAGCACGCGUGUGGCCGCUGCUACCCCUCCUCCUCCUGGCUUCCCUGCCUGCGCACUUGGAUUCGUUGGCUGUGAUGUCAGUGGACAUGGGUAGUGAAUCUAUGAAGAUCGCCAUUGUGAAGCCUGGGGUGCCAAUGGAAAUUGUGUUAAACAAGGAAUCUCGGAGAAAAACACCAGUGGCUGUAACUCUAAAGGAGAAUGAGCGCCUCUUUGGUGACAAUGCUGUGGGAAUGGGCAUCAAGAACCCAAAAGUGGCUUUCCGGUAUUUCCAGGAUCUCCUGGGCAAGCGCGUUGAUAACCCACAAGUGACCAUGUACCAGUCACGGUUCCCAGAACAUGACCUGGUGAAAGAUGCAAGGAGGGAGACAGUCAGUUUCAAGCUGUCAGACAAAUUGCAGUAUACCCCAGAAGAGAUCCUGGGCAUGGUUCUCAACUAUUCUCGGGCACUGGCAGAGGAAUUUGCAGAACAGCCUGUCAAGGACGCUGUGAUCACUGUCCCUGCCUACUUCAACCAGGCGGAGAGGAGAGCGGUCCUGCAUGCAGCAAAAAUGGCAGAUCUCAAGGUUUUGCAGCUCAUCAAUGAUAACACAGCUGUGGCUUUGAACUAUGGGGUGUUCCGAAGGAAGGACAUCAAUGCUACAGCCCAGAAUAUUAUGUUUUAUGACAUGGGAGCAGGCAGCACUGUGUGUACCAUCGUGACUUACCAAGCAGUGAAAACCAAGGACUCAGGAACCCAGCCUCAGCUUCAGAUUCGGGGUGUUGGAUUUGAUCGCACACUGGGAGGGUUGGAGAUGGAGCUGCGCCUCCGUGACCAUCUGGCCAAACUCUUCAAUCAGCAACAUCCAUCAAAGGAUGUCCGGAAAAACCUCCGGGCCAUGGCCAAGUUGCUAAAGGAAGCCAAUCGUGUGAAAACAGUGCUAAGUGCCAAUGCUGACCAUGUGGCCCAGAUCGAGGGCUUGCUGGAUGACAUUGACUUCAAGGCCAAAGUUUCACGGCAGGAAUUGGAGGAGCUGUGCUCUGAUUUGUUCGAGCGGGUUGCAGGACCUGUGCAGCAGGCAGUCAGCAGUGCUGAGAUCGGUUUGAAUGAAAUUGACCAGGUGAUCCUUGUCGGUGGUGCCACUCGCGUCCCAAAGGUGCAGGAAUUUCUGCUAAAGGCAGUUGGCAAGGAUGAGCUGGGCAAAAACAUCAAUGCUGAUGAAGCAGCUGCAAUGGGUGCUGUCUACCAAGCAGCUGCCUUGAGCAAAGCCUUUAAGGUGAAGCCUUUCAUUGUCCGUGAUGCAGCUGUUUUCCCCAUCCAGGUUGAGUUCACCCGUGAGGUGGAAGAGGAGGAUAAAUCCAAGAGCCUUAAACACAACCGGCGGAUCCUGUUCCAGCGCAUGGCUCCGUAUCCCCAACGGAAGGUCAUCACCUUCAACCGAUACACAGAUGACUUUGAGUUCCAUGUCAACUACGCAGAUAUGGGCUUCCUGGGUGACAGUGACUUGAAAGCUUUUGGGUCCUUGAAUCUCACAAGGGUGAAGCUGCAUGGAGUGGGCGAGAGCUUCAAGAAACAUUUGGAUUACGAGUCCAAAGGCAUCAAGGCUCAUUUCAACAUGGACGAGAGUGGUGUGCUGAGCCUCGAUCGUGUAGAAUCUGUGUUUGAGACUCUGGUGGAGGACAAGCCAGAGGAGGAAUCCACACUGACAAAACUUGGGAACACCAUCUCCAGUCUCUUUGGAGGAGGGAGCCCUGUGCCAGAAGCACCUGAAAACUUGACUGAGACUGUUCAGGAGGAAGAGGAGAGCCAAGCGGAAGCAGGUAAGGAGGACCAGAAGGAUGACAAUGGCGCUGCUAGUGAGGAGGAAGAAAGUCGGCCAACGCCAUCCCCAUCUCAGGAAAAAGCUGCUGAAGAUGCUUCAGCUGAGGACCAACAAGAGGAAGGAAGAGAGAAAUCAGACUCCCAGGAGGCCCAAGAGAAGACAGAUACUGGGAAGGAUGAGGAGCCUACAAAGAGCCCUGAGGGCCAUGGUGCCAAAGCAGCCGAGGAGGAGAAAAAGCUGAAGCCACCAAAGAAACAAAAGCUGGUGGAGGAGAUUGCAGUGGAGCUGGAUGUGAAUGAUGUGCCAGAGUUGCUGCCAGAAGAAUUGCAGGACUCCAUUAAGAAGUUGCAAGAAUUGACUGAAAGAGACAUAGCAAAGCAUGAGAGGGAAAAGUCAGCCAAUGGCCUUGAGGCCUUCAUCUUCGAGACUCAGGAUAAGCUACAUCAGGAGGAGUAUAAGUUUGUUUCAACAGAAGAAGAGCGAGAGGAAAUUUCCAAGAAGCUGAGCGAGGCUUCCAACUGGAUGGAAGAGGAAGGCUAUACAGCCACAACUAAGGAGCUGAAAGAGAGGCUCUCUGAACUGAAGAAGCUGUGCCGGAGCCUUUUCUUCCGUGUGGAGGAGAGAAGGAAGUGGCCAGACCGUCUAGCUACCCUGGAAAGCUUGCUCAAUCACUCCAAUAUUUUCCUCAAGGGAGCUCGCAUGAUCCCAGAGGCUGAUCAGUUAUUCACAGAGGUGGAGCUAAGCACCUUGGAAAAAGUUAUAAACGAGACAACGUUGUGGAAGAAUGAGACCCUGGCAGAACAGACCAAGCUGUCACCCACCGAGAAGCCUACUCUGCUUUCCAAAGACAUUGAGCUGAAGAUUGCAGCUCUGGACAGGGAAGUGCAAUACCUCCUCAACAAAGCCAAGUUUUCAAAGAUCAGGCCCCCCAAGAAGAACACCACAAAAACAGAAGCGGGCAAGAACACCACUGUGCCUCCUGAGGGUGAAAAGGUCAUUCCUCCCAAGGAUGAUAAUCAAAAAGAUACACCAGAAGAUGCUAGCCCAGUCAAAGAACCACCCACAGAAGAAAAAGCACCACUGGAUGAUGAAUUGGGACCAGACUCUGGGCAACAAACUGACAAGAGGUCGGAAACAAGGGAAGACACCAGAGCCAAUGAUGAAUUAUAACAGUUCCUUAGCCACCGCCCCUUGCACCAACACCUAUUUAUUUACAGUUAACUCCAUUGUUUUUAUGAUGGACCUGGUUAGUGGAACAUGGCACAGACUGACAACAAACUGCAAUAGAGCUGUACAUUUUCUUUCUUUCUGUUGGGGAUUUAUUUGUUGCUGAUUUUGGUGUGUUGUCUUGUCUCUUCCUUUCUUUAAAAAUGACUUUGAGCUCACUGGGCACUCUUGCUGUGCUUUUCACAGCACUAUCCCCUGAAUUGCACUUCUAAACAGUAGAUUUAAAUCUACCUGAAACUGUUCUAGGAAAUGACAGUUUGCAUCAGCAGUUUUUUGGGCUACGCUUCACCUUCUGGAAACAUUAUUUGUCUGCAACUGGAAAUAUCAAAUUGGAACCUUCUGCUGAAGCCUCAUCAUGUUAUGGUUCAUCAACUAGGCUUGAAUGAGCAAGUCCCUUUAUAGCUUUACUCUUGGGCUGUUGAUGGACAGUUUUCUGUUUUGGGGGUGUCUGUGCAACCGAAAUGGAUGAAACAGGAGUGGGGAGUAAAAGUUGAUAACGCUUGGAAGGAAAACCAAAAUUCUCAAACAGAUAAUUAUACGACUCUGCUUUCAGAAGUAUUUAUCAGACAGUUGUAGCAUAGCAGGGAUGGCCACUGAUGAGACGCACAUCCCUAAUUCUUACUAUCAGUUACUGCCUUUAGUAAAACUCCCUAAUGCCAGUCAUUUUCUAAGAGGCCCAUGAAACUAUGCUGUUGUAAUAAAGCAGGAAAUCUGAUCUAUCCCAGAAAGGUACUAUUUUAUUUGCUCCACUAGUUGGUAGAUUUGCUUUCUAAUUGCCUUCCCAGCAACACUGGGCACUGUUCUUAGUCUUGCAAUUUCCUAAUACUGCUGAUGUUAUUUGGUGAUUUGGGAAGCUGGCUUACAAAGCUUGCUGUCUUGGGUGGUGAAUGCACAUCUUUGUGUGUGCACCUUUUAUUUACUAGCUCACUCACCCUAUUGGCAGCUGAACUUUACACUUUCCACUUUGGCCACCUAGUAGUGUAGUAGGGACAGCUUUGGCUACAGGACAAAUAAUUGUGAUACUUCAGUUUUCAGAAGUACAAAUCAGUCCAACUGCACAUAAACUAGAAUAUGUAAAGAUGCCACAAAGUAGAGGAAAAACUUCAUCCAGCCCUUUUUACUCCAAUUUCCCCUCUACACACAAUGUCCAAACUGUUCAAAGAAAUAUCAUAUGUAGACCAUGGUGAGACCCUGUUUUAUUUAACAUCAUUGCUCAGCAACUCAUUCCUAAGCACUGCCUCCUAGUCCCUAAAAUCAAUUUGGAAAUGUGUUCUUCUCUUGAAUUAAUUUCAAGACGUCUUUGUCUUAACUUGCAGCUUUGAGGAAUUAUUUCUCUUGUGUUCAGGCAGAAGUGGUAUGCCAAACGCUACAGGCUCCUAGAACAAGUCAAAUGUGAGAAAUUAAUACUAAAUUGUGUGCUGCCUGUUGUAAUGUCCCCUUUCCCCUCCAUUUCAACAAGCUUUAUACUUGUGCUUGGAAGUUUAGCUUGCCAUCUUUUCCAGUUGUGUGUAUAUAUAUAUACACACCCAGGUGUUUUUGCCUCUGUUAAAAUGUACAUUGAAUAUAUGGAUUUUGAUGAAAAUGGAGUUUAAAACCUUAUUAAAAACAGAGCAACUUUCUGCAUACCUCUGUUUUGAGCAGAAUGUGCAUUCUACUGUGAGCCUUGAUAAAGUAAUUGGAAUUUGAAUGUAAAUCUUGCUUUCCUGAAAAACAUUUCCCUGAAUUUGUCUUGUGCUGUGUCUGUCUUUUCUAAAAAAAAAAAUCCCCCUUUUGAACAGGGCAGGCUUAGAAGUUUUAAUUUCUCUGUCAUGGGAAUGUAAUUUG
Zootoca vivipara (common lizard) is the source of this 5211-nucleotide messenger RNA. It is a transcript of the gene HYOU1, whose product is annotated as hypoxia up-regulated 1. Gene Ontology annotation, biological process: negative regulation of hypoxia-induced intrinsic apoptotic signaling pathway; endoplasmic reticulum unfolded protein response. Gene Ontology annotation, molecular function: ATP-dependent protein folding chaperone; ATP binding. Lineage: Eukaryota; Metazoa; Chordata; Lepidosauria; Squamata; Lacertidae. Gene Ontology annotation, cellular component: endoplasmic reticulum chaperone complex. The record is from RefSeq and is a predicted model, not a curated record.